UUUCUUGCAUAGAAAAUAAAAAUAAGAAAAUGAGUGGUGACAGCAAAGAAAGACGUUCCAGAAGCCCAAGGCAAAGGCGGAGAAUUGGUAGGGACACAAACAGCAAUGAUCAACGUUCACUGCGCUGCAGAGUGUUUGUUGGUAAUUUAGCAGUGGAUAAAGCAUCAAAAUUAGAAAUUGAAGAAAUAUUUGGAAAGUAUGGCACCAUCGAUAGUGUUUCCAUCCACAAAAACUUUGGGUUUGUUCAAUUCACCGAUGAAAAAGGAGCAGAUACAGCUGUUUUAGAAAUGCAUGGAAAAACAAUAUUUGGAAAAAGAAUUGAUGUAAAUUUGGCUGGAAUGAGACGCAAAGCUCAGGAGAAAGACAAAUUUGAAGCUCCUCCCCCAAAAGAAGAAGUCGUGCCUGAAAACAUGAUGCAUAUAGGCAAACGAUCCCCUAGAAGGCGUUCACGCUCUCCCGUUCACAGCGGCUCAAAUUAUGGUCGAUCUUUGUCACCAAUGUCAAGAUACGAAGAACUUUAUAGGAAAGAUGAUCCAUUUGGAAGAUAUGGUGCCUAUGAUCCUCAAAGAGAUUUUCCACCUGGUAGAGGAUAUGCACCACAUCCUCACGAUGAUGGUUACCCACCUCCAUAUAGUGGCAGGGAAUUUCCACCGAGAAGUAACCCAUACGGUAGAUCAUACGAUGAUCAUAGACCACCUCCACAACGCUUUAGGCCGUCAACAGACUGUGAAAUCAUCUCUUUAUCUAAGGAGGAAAGCCGUUAUGCAGAGGAAGUUGAAGCUCGGCUGCGUAGUAUUGGACUGGUUUGUAACAUAGGUUAUCCUCCCAUUGAUUUGCCAGUGGCAGAAGUAAUUGAUCGUAUUACUCGUGCUGGAACACUUUAUGUGAUUGUUGUAUCUGCGCAAAAUGCGAUUCAUCGUUCUUGUACACUGAACAUACUUCAUGGCGCUCGACAAGAACAUCGAAAUAUGCCACUCGAUGAUGCAAUAUCUUUUGUGGCAAGAAAUUUUGAUACAUAUUUAAAAGUUUUGCGUGAACCUUUUCGAGGGCCACCUCCAGGUGCGUAUGACCCUGUUUAUGAUAGGGCAUACCCACCACCUUCCUCUCAUAAUCCACCUGUAGGUGGAGUACCACCGGCUAGAGAAAAAGCCAUGUCAACCGAUGAACUCAAUGCUAUGAUUGAAAAGCUAAAAAGAGAAAAAGAGCAAAGAGAAGCAGGUUUGAGAAAGAAUGAUGAGAAUGGUGCACUAGCACAAGGUGGACAGUCGGAGCAGCUGUCAAAUAACACUUCUGCUUCUGAUAUGAAUUACCCUCCAUAUUCUCAAGGAAAUUCAUCGAGAGGUGAACAUGAUGGUACACGAGCGCCACAAUAUUACAAUCAGCAACAGCAUUCGUACAGAUAGACAAGUUAGAUAAACUGUUAUAUUUGUUUGCAGAAAUUAUGACAUGCAAAAUCACAAACAAGAAGGGGUAAAAAGGAUCAGAAAGAGAAAAUGGAAAUCUUGUUUUACUUGUACCAAAUUUUUGGAGUUUAUGGAGAACUUUUCUUGUAUGUUUACUGAGUAAAAAAAGCAUAUUUGAGAACUGAUUUGUUUUUAUUUUUUUGUAAAUAGUAUUUUUGGUAUGCUCAGUUGAAUAUAACUAUAUGUAUACGACUUUACAAAAAGUGAUAUAAUUUAAUAAAUUUCUGGC
Messenger RNA from Hydractinia symbiolongicarpus, 1692 nucleotides. RefSeq names its product nuclear receptor coactivator 5-like. Lineage: Eukaryota; Metazoa; Cnidaria; Hydrozoa; Anthoathecata; Hydractiniidae. The record is from RefSeq and is a predicted model, not a curated record. The transcript has 6 exons. Bases 30 to 1403 code for a protein of 457 amino acids. Gene Ontology annotation, molecular function: RNA binding.